CAAAAUUUGAGGCUGUCACGUGAUGUCCCAAUUAGGAAAUGAUGACAUCUAGCACUAGAAUAGGCUACAUCUUCAGUAUAGAAGCUCAAUCUGUUCGGAUUGCAGCUAUAGGUGGCAAAAAACUGCUGUUCGAGUCUUUUGGAGGCGUCACAAAGCCAUAAAAAUCAAAGUAUUUUUUCGGGACCCAAGAUUUGAGGCGUGACAGCGUGAUGUCACAUGCUUAGUAAGGGGUGCUGGUUCCUGAUGACGCCUACCUUACUAUGCACGUAGUCUGCACCUUUGUUAGGCUCCCUGCGCCGUUUUGCGUGGCAACCCUAUCAGAGCGGCGUGUCGUCUCAUUGAAUGUACCGAAAGCGAUCCAGAAGGAGCGGGGCUGUCGUCGUCACAUACUUCACGACAUCGGACCAGGUCUCAGCCCGCACUCUGACACUCCCUCUUCGGAACCCGAUGUUGAGAACCUUGCAAGCCAGGUCGUGAAGGUACCGAUCGCCAGAGCUGAACGGCCGAUGCCCAUCCAAGCUGCGAUUUAGAUUACUGCCGCGACAGUGCGAAGCACAUGCAGUCACCGGCUCUGCUUGCAAAUGAACUCAAUGCCCGGGUCUGAUCACGGGUGAGUAGUGGUCAGCUCCAGACGCCUAACAUUGACAAUGCGUAACAACGACAGUGGUACCCGUCUCUCUCAAGCGAACCACGACCACGACUACGACCAUGCCUAUGCCACGCUUGCUGCAGAAGCUGAGCUCGAAGAACCUGCGCAGACGGACGCUGUCGACGUUCAGCGCCUCCCAUCGUCCGCCCGACGUUCCACCCGUUCCCGGCCCAUCGACCUCGGUUCAUUCGCGCGACUCGUCCAUCCCGACGUCAUUGUCCUCGUUCGCGAGUCCGGAUCCCCAAACCGUCUUCCCCCCGUCAAGCGACGAUCCUGAUUUCGAGCGGUCGCCCAGCGGCGGCCAUUUGAGAGUGGCAUAUGUCGAGGGCCCGACAGAGGAGAUCGGCCGAGCGGGCACCAGCGCGGAUGCGGAAACACGACGAGAUGAGGAGGAGAUCGCUGGAGCACUGCCGCUGCCGGGAUUCGAAAGCUUGUUCGUGUCGGAAUGGCGAGGGUUCCUCUACUCUGCACGAUCGACGUCAGAGCUUCCUGUCGGGGGAGUGAUGACGUUCAUGCUCCGGCCUGCCCCGUCACCCGACGACGGGGUGCAGGCCUUCAUCGCAACGGAGGGCGACUCGCACACGAUCACCGGGACCUGUUCCAGCAGCACGCACGCCGUCUCCUUCCGACGGUCUCUACCCGAUCGACACGCCACGCAGUUCUUCGCGGGGAAGUGGGAUCCUGCCAACGAUACUUUGCUCGGCACGCUCGGAUUCGAGCCAGACCCGGCGACGCACUUCAUGGAUCUGGUCUUCCGGCCGCUGGUCGCCCGCCACGCGCGAUUGAUGCCCCCGGACAAGGAUCCACGCGCGCUGUGGAAGUUCGCGACCGCGGCCGUGCUGGACGACGUCAGGCAGCGCGGCUGGACGUGGUCGUACUUCAAGGAGCGCCGCGACACGCGCCGCAAGUACAUCGAGCUGUUCAUCCGGAACGGGGACGGGAGCGCCCAGUUUGGCGCGACGCUGUCGGAGGAGGAGAGCGACGAGUACCGCCACGUGAAGAAGGCGUUGUCGACGGGCGAUCUGCGCUUCUACUCGACGCUGGCGGAGCAGCAGAUCCGCACUGUGCCCCGACCGCGGAGAUCGCGGCCACGGCUGCGCCCGGCGCACUCGCAUCGAGGGAUGGACCACGAGUUCCAUGGCCUAGGUCGACUGCCGGAGAAGGAGGAGAAACAGGAGAAAGAUCCGACGGUCGAGGAGCGGGUAGGAGUGCUGGAGCGCCGGUUCUCUGAGCUUGAGGAUCAGAUCUCGGGGCAUCGGGACUGGGUGAACGAGAGACUGCUGGGCCUAGAGCGAAUGCUGCAGGAGUUGAUCCAAUCUCGUGUUUAGCUAUUUAUCAUAUCUGCCCGACUUUGUAAUGUCAGUAUCCAGUCGAUUAGUCUAGCUGCGCUUCUGGACGAUAGUAAAAUAGAAUAGCUGUGCUCAUUCGGGGCAUGCAGUACGUCUCUAUUAGGCAAGGAUGGUGCCUUUUGCAUGUACCACCCCAACGCCCUCGUGCACGAGAUGACCUCAAAUGUAGCACGGAGGUCAAUGCGAGCCUCUAUGGUUUGAUAGAUGCUCGCCCGUGGGUUGCCAUCGGACUAAACUCGAGGAGCAGGCAAAUCACCGGUAUAACAUGCACUGCUUCAGGCUAGGAUUGUUUCUUGCCGAGCCACAGAUGCAUUACUUGCUCAUCACCCAGGUCGGUAGAAGACGCGAUCGCGUUCGACUCCUCCGACGACUCACUGCAUCCUCGCAGUCGCAUCUUCCCUGAUCGACUCCGCCCAGGCCACAGCAUCUCUGCGGCCUUUCUCCACAUCCACCGCGAACCAGAUGACCAGCGACGCGCACACGCACAGUGCGAACAAGAAUGGGAAGCCUGCACGUUCCGUGUUAGGAUCCCACACGACAAGUGUAUCAGAAUCGGAAUCGGACACACCCAUCCAGUUGUUACCGGAGGAGUCGAUGAUGGCCUGGAUCACGUUCGGUCCGAUCAUCGAGCUGGCGCGGUUCGAGAGACCAAAGAGACCGAAGAACUGUCCCGGGUGAGUCCAGUCGACCAAACUGCACGGCGAUUGCAUUGCGUAAGUGCUUACCAUGUUGUCAAAGCCGGGCGGUGUCAACUCGGCCAUCAUCGUCUGGGAGAACGCGUAGUACGGCGCUUGGAAGAGGCCGAAAACGACAUUGUAUGCCC
Mycena citricolor is the source of this 2821-nucleotide messenger RNA. NCBI's taxonomy places the organism in Eukaryota, Fungi, Basidiomycota, Agaricomycetes, Agaricales, Mycenaceae. The record is from the annotation of a GenBank genome assembly.